CUUCUGGGCUGGGGUGUGCGCUUGCGCGUAGGCCGAUCGGUGGCGUCUUCCCGUUUGCCGCUGCUGAUAAUCAAGCAAAAGAAAGAUGAGCUUCAUCUAUGGAUUACAGUCUGCUAUUAGAAACUGUAUUUUCUUCCGAUUUAAUUUACUGACCCACUGGCGAAAAUGUAACACACUAGCUGUAACCUCACUGGACUGUCAUCAAGUACAAAUUAACCGUAUAGUAAAUAAGUACCAGAGCCUGGGAGUAAAUCAGUGUGAUAAGUUGACUUCUCUGCCUGGAACCUUUCAUUUCUGUAGGACUUUUAAUAACAAAAGUACAGAGUGCCUCUCAAGUGUCAAAAGUAAGGAAAUUUGGAUGAUUACACAAAAAUGUACUGCAUGGAAUGACUCUUUUUCAAGACAGCAGCUGACCAAAGAAAUUGGAGUAGUUCCUGCUCUCUCAGUAGUGCGUCCUCUAAACCAUUUUCCCGUAAGAGACACCAGGCAUUUCCACACUUCUCCGCGGUUCCAGGCUGCUCCCGUUCCUCUCUUGCUGGUAAUUCUUAAACCAGUGCAGAAACUACUUGCAAUCAUUAUAGGCAGGGGCAUAAGGAAAUGGUGGCAUGCACUUCCUCCUAACAAGAAGGAACUAUUUAAAGAAAGUGUAAGGAAGAAUAAAUGGAAGAUAUUCCUUGGUUUGAGCAGUUUUGGAUUUCUCUUUGUAGUGUUUUAUUUUACUCACCUGGAAGUGAGUCCAAUCACAGGACGGAGGAAGCUACUAUUAUUGGGGAAAGAACAUUUCAGUCUUUUAUCGGAACUGGAAUAUGAAGUAUGGAUGGAAGAAUUUAAAAAUGACAUGCUAACUGAGAAAGAUGCUCGAUACCUGGCCGCUAAAGAAGUGUUUUUUCAUUUAGUUGAAUGCAAUAAAGAUAUUCCAGAGAUCUCUGAGAUCACUUGGGUUAUUCAUGUGGUUGAUUCCCCAGAUAUAAAUGCCUUUGUGCUUCCAAAUGGACAAGUGUUUAUCUUCACUGGGCUUUUAAAUAGUGUGACUGAUAUUCAUCAACUUGCCUUCCUUCUGGGCCAUGAAAUCGCACAUGCAGUACUUGGGCAUGCUGUAGAAAAGGCCAGCUUUGUUCAUUUAUUGGAUUUUCUAGGUCUGAUUUUUCUAACAAUGAUUUGGGCCGUUUGUCCUCGAGAUAGUUUGGCACUUUUGGGCCAGUGGAUACAGUCUAAAUUGCAGGAGUAUAUGUUUGAUAGACCAUACAGUAGAACAUUGGAGGCUGAAGCUGACAAAGUCGGACUACAGCUUGCUGCAAAGGCUUGUGUGGACGUCAGAGCCAGUUCUGUGUUUUGGCAGCAGAUGGAAUUUGCAGAUGUCCUCACUGAUCAUCCCAAGUUGCCAGAAUGGUUAUCCACACAUCCUUCUCAUGGAAACCGAGCUGAGCACUUGGAUAGACUCAUACCUCAGGCUCUUAAAAUUAGAGAGAUCUGUAACUGCCCACCGCUUUCUGGACCUGACCCCCGAGAAGUGUUCAGACUCACUGUGAAGCAUUACCUUGAAGAAUCAGAGAAAGAAGCACUAAAUAUCACUGUUAAGAAACAGAAAGUGGAUACUCUUCCCAUUCAAAACCAGAAGCAAAUCCCGUUAACAUAUAUAGUUGAGAAAAGAACUGACAGUUGAAUUAAAAUUUGGGACACAGGAUAUAUGAAGAAUGCAGCAAUCCUUAUCAUUUUUGUUCCUUUUUCAAAAGAUGAUCAAAAUGAAAAAAAAAAAGUAGAUAUUCAAGGUUGAAUCAUGCGUAUUACAGGUAUUACCUAAAUUAUUCUAGGUUUUUAUUUUUCAUGAAAUAUUGAUAUAUUUUAAUCUAUUUUAAAAUAUCUUCAAAUAAGGAAAAUGUCAUAGAAUAAAUUUAUAUUACACAUUUUA
Molecule: messenger RNA, 1909 nt
Organism: Hipposideros armiger (great roundleaf bat)
Lineage: Eukaryota; Metazoa; Chordata; Mammalia; Chiroptera; Hipposideridae
Gene: OMA1
Product: OMA1 zinc metallopeptidase
Exons: 9
Coding region: 86-1663 (525 amino acids)
Biological process (GO): mitochondrial protein processing; protein quality control for misfolded or incompletely synthesized proteins
Cellular component (GO): mitochondrial inner membrane
Molecular function (GO): metalloendopeptidase activity
Source: RefSeq, a predicted model, not a curated record